Messenger RNA from Fopius arisanus, 2897 nucleotides. It is a transcript of the gene fmt, whose product is annotated as phosphatase 6 regulatory subunit 1-like protein fmt. Gene Ontology annotation, cellular component: cytosol; nucleus. The transcript is spliced from 17 exons. Lineage: Eukaryota; Metazoa; Arthropoda; Insecta; Hymenoptera; Braconidae. The record is from RefSeq and is a predicted model, not a curated record. Gene Ontology annotation, molecular function: protein phosphatase regulator activity; protein phosphatase binding. Bases 377 to 2770 code for a protein of 797 amino acids.
CUUCAGUCUACCCUCUUUGUGCAAUUUUUCUGAAUAUUUUUCAUAUCCGUAGAAAUGAUCAUGCGCACAUGAGAUAAUAUUAGUUGAUAUAUGUUGAUAUAUAUCAACUGACAAGAGUUACGAGUGUCCGCUUAUUUCAGUGCUAACAAAAUUCCCCAUUUGUAUUACCUAUAUUCAGUUGAUCAUUUACCUAUAAGAAGACUCAUUACUUUCAUUCUUCAGUAUUUGGAUAACCCCGAGCUGUUCACACGCCUUUUUUUGUAGUCCUUAUACUACAUACGAAUGGUGUGGGUGGUAAAACUAUUGCUAUUAUCAACUGUUAUUGCGUGUAAGGAUUUAUUUUUGAAGCAGUGAAAAUACCAAAACAACUGCAAACAUGUUUUGGACUAACAUUUACGCAUUAUCGCCACACAUCGAGGCUCUGCUCAACAAAGAGGAUAUCACUCUGCACGAGCUAAUGGACCAAGAGGAAAUCGUUGCUGAGUGUAAAAGCCAGAAUAAGAAAUUGGUGGAUUUUUUAACAAAGCCUGAAGUUAUCGAGGAGUUGGUGACUUUAACCACUAAAGAACCUUCCAAUGAUGUUGACGAACGUUGGCGUUACAAGUAUCCAAAUGUUGCUUGCGAAUUACUCACUUGCAAUGUACCUACACUUAACGAAAAACUAGCUGGUUCGGAAGCACUACUGGCGAAACUAUAUACGUUCAUUGACACCGAUAAAUGCCUGAAUCCUCUGCUGGCCUCAUUCUUCAGUAAGAUAAUUGGGGUACUGCUGAUACGAAAAAGUGAUCAGAAUUGGUAUUCCUAUCAAUUCAUGUGUUUGCAGGUCCUAGAAUUCCUUAAAAGUCGCCAACAAUGCGUCGAUCGACUUUUACAACACUUGGAAACUUCAGCAAUUAUGGAUUUAGUUCUGAAACUUGUUACCAAAGUUGAGGGCACCGACAUGCGACAGAAUAUCUUGAAUUGGCUGGAUAGUCAGCAUCUUAUACAGCAGUUGAUAAAAAUAUUAUCACCGACAAUGGAUUCAUCGAGACACGGAAAUGCUUCACAAUUACUUUGUGAUAUUAUCAAAUCGGCAAGGGAGUUCAGGAUAACGUGUACGGAACGCACUGAUCCUGAUCCUAUUUUGAAUACUUUGGAGUCGGAGGAAACAGUGUCUUUACUUCUAAGUACAAUUCUAUCUGAUCAACCAGUGGAGAGUAGUAUUGUGGGUGGAAUUGAAGUGCUUCUCGUACUGUUGAGCCAGGGAACAAAUAAUAUGUUAAGGGAACCAGAGUUGCAAGAGAAUAAUCCCUGUAAUGAUCCCACCGAUACCGUCGAUCGUGUGAAAAUUCAAAACGCGACUCUUCCGUACCUGGAGAAGUUCCAUAAACUUCUGUUAAACCCACCGCCUAAAGCGGCAGUAAGAACCACCGCAGGAUUGCUAGAGAAACCUCUCGGCAAUACACGGCUGCAUAUCGCAAAAUUAUUAUCUGCACUUCUAGCCACCGAGAAUGUUAAUGUGUUCCAGAAGUUAGCAGAACUAGGAACAUUCCAGACCCUAUUGGAUCUAUUUUUCAAGUACUCCUGGAAUAAUUUUCUUCAUACUCAAGUAGAGCAAUGCUUGGCCUUAGUAAUUAAUGGAAACUGGGAGGAAAAUAGCCAAUCUGUUUAUAUGCACAUAUUUUCCCAGUGUAAAUUAAUUCAAUGUAUCUUGGACGCAUGGACUGGUAAUGAUACUCAUCAGAACACGGAGAAGGGCAUACGCCAAGGCUAUAUGGGUCAUUUGAUUAAUAUAGCCAAUAAUAUUGUUCACCAAACCGAGAAGUGCGAGAAUUUGGACACAUUUUUAAAAGUCAAUAUCAGUAUGGAGUGCUUAGUUGAAUGGGAAAAACUGGUCAAUACUCAAUUGGCUGGAAUAAAUGAGACUCAUCAAAUUUUGCUGGGCGGAAAAGACCAAUCUUUUAUGACAUCUACAGAAGAUAAUUCCGAAGAAUAUUCUUAUUCUCAGGACGCCUACAUUCAACAGGUUUAUGCAAAUUAUCAGGGACAACUAAUGACGUCGCACUUCAUUGAAGAUUACGGCUUUCAUGAUGAUGAGUUUAAUGACGGGAAUGAUGCUCUUCAGCCAAGCAAUUCCGUCGAUCAAUUGACCACGAUGCCUUUCGCUUUGAGCGAGACAGAUCUUGCUAAAACGGAAGAUAUAUUUAAUAAGAUAUGUCAACAAAAACAAAAAUCAGGAUUAGACGAGGGUGGAGUUGAAUGGGGAGAUGAGGGAGACAUGACUUUUCAAACAGUCAUUGAUAAACGAGAUUGGCCUUUCAAACAGCAACGCCAUGAUUCUACAUCUUCUGAUGAAGACGAAGAAACGAAAGAUCUACACAUGGAGAUUGAUUCGUCUGAUCCUUGGGACUCAGCUGAGGCCAUUCCAAGUAAUAUUGUCCUCCCUCAAGUGAAUCCAUGGGACGUAGCGGUUUGUCAGUCCGAAGAAUCCGCAGGUUGGGCUAAUUUUGAUAAUUUCGAGAGUACGUUGAACAUAGCGAGUCCACCGGAAUCCCAGAAUGCUAAAGAAGCUGCUGAACAGGGAGCCAUAUCUGAAACAGCAGCUCCAGCAAGUCCAGCGACACUGAAUACAGCUGGGGAGAAUCAGCCAAUUGUCCAAGGAAGUCAAACAGACAAUGAGAAAAAAGAGAAGAGUAUUAUAGCUGACAGCCUUCCAGCGAACGAACCUGAGAGAAGUAAAAGCAAUGUCGAGGAACCAGAAGAUAAGCCACGUGCACUUACAGCGUUAUAAGAAGAAUUUUCAUCUACUAAUUAACUAUGAAUACUAAUACUACGUUAAUCUUGUGUAAAUUAAUUAGGAAGAAGGAAUGAAAACAUUUCAAUCGUUAUGAUGAAAUAAAAAAAAAUAGAAAGAUGUU